Molecule: messenger RNA, 1500 nt
Organism: Diplodia corticola
Lineage: Eukaryota; Fungi; Ascomycota; Dothideomycetes; Botryosphaeriales; Botryosphaeriaceae
Product: hemolysin-iii family protein
Exons: 2
Coding region: 1-1500 (499 amino acids)
Cellular component (GO): membrane
Molecular function (GO): signaling receptor activity
Source: RefSeq, a predicted model, not a curated record
AUGGCGUGCACGGUCACCUCCAUCAUGACCGAAUCCCACGAGGAACCCAUCAGAGCCACCACCUCCGGUCUCGCUGUCCGUCGAGAAGAGCUGCGCCGGCGCAGACACUCGUCCUACCACCGCCGGAACUGGUCCAUGGAGGACAAUGUACAGGUCUUGGUCGACCGAUUCCUGCUCGAGCUCGAGCGUCGCCUCGACUUUAUAGAAUCCUACGGCCAGCUCAGGCUGGACGUCGGAAUCGAGCGCGCCUACAACACCCUUCACGCCGUGCGCGACUCGUGCUCAAACGUGCGGGAUGACGUAAUUGACGCGGGCAAGCGCCGCGCCAGUGUCUUGGUCACCACCCUGGAGACGAUACACCAGGAUGCCUUGGCGCGGAAGGAGACCAUGGAGCAGAAGGUGCACGAGGGCAUCCGGUUGCUGGAACUGACGCUGGCCGACUUCGAGGCCCGCGCCUACGCCAUGAGGGACGCUGGUGUGAGGGCCGUAGCCCAUGACAUUUACGACGAAGGCCACCGAAGGAUGCACGACGCCAAGGUCAAGGCAAAGGAAGUGAUGGGCGAGGGUCUGGAGAAGGCAAGGCGGGCCAAGGACAGCAUGAAGACGAGCGUGGAGCAUGCCGUGGUACACGCAUUGGCAAGAGCAAAGGAACACGGCCUGAUCAAGUACGAGGAUCUCCCGGAGCCCUGGCGCGUAAACCCCCAUAUCCUGAAGGGUUACCGGUUCCACGAGGACAAGCUGGACUGCAUCCUGUCCGUCUUCAACAUUUCCAACGAAUCCUUCAACAUCUGGUCUCACGCCAUCGGCCUGGUCAUCGUCCUGUCCAUUGCCUUUUACUUCUAUCCCACCAGCGUCAACUUUUCCAUGUCGAGCAAGUCGGACAUUUUCAUUGCCGCCAUGUUCUUCUUCGCUGCCUGCAAGUGCCUGGUCUGCAGCACCAUGUGGCACACCAUGAGCAGCAUUUCCGAGCAGAAACUGAUGGAGCGCUUCGCCUGCGUCGACUACACUGGAAUCUCACUCCUCGUGGCCGCCUCCAUCAUGACGACCGAGUACACCGCCUUCUACUGCGAGCCCGUGUCCCGCUAUAUCUACAUGGGUACCACUUUCCUGCUCGGCGCCGGCGGCGUCAUCUUGCCGUGGCACCCGACCUUCAACCGCGCCGACAUGGCCUGGGCCCGCGUCUGCUUCUACGUCUCGCUCUCCUGCACCGGCCUCAUCCCUGUGUUCCAGCUCAUCUACGCCCGCGGCCUUUUCUGGGCAAUUUACUUUUACGCUCCCAUCGUCAAGUCCCUUGCUGUUUAUUUCACCGGAGCUGUGCUCUAUGCCGCCAAGAUCCCCGAGCGCUGGUGCCCUGGCAUGUUCGACUAUGUUGGUGGCAGCCACAACAUUUGGCAUGUGGCGGUGCUCGGCGGCAUCCUUUUCCAUUAUAUGGCCAUGCAGGAGUUUUUUGCGCAGGCCUUCCUGCGCGCACAAACACAACCGCAGUGCUCAGUGUAUUGA